Penicillium odoratum is the source of this 684-nucleotide messenger RNA. RefSeq lists its product as uncharacterized. The record is from RefSeq and is a predicted model, not a curated record. Bases 1 to 684 code for a protein of 227 amino acids. Gene Ontology annotation, molecular function: protein binding. NCBI's taxonomy places the organism in Eukaryota, Fungi, Ascomycota, Eurotiomycetes, Eurotiales, Aspergillaceae. The transcript is spliced from 2 exons.
AUGGAGCAGUCUCACUCACCUCAGCUGCCCCAGCAUACCUUGAAUAGCUUCCUGGUCUCCCCAUUCGUUGAAAUUGUCGUCGGCCAAGGAGAUGAUGAGACUGUCUUCAAGGCUCACCAGUCCCUCCUCCUCGAAUCACCUUUUCUCAAUGAGCUUGUCAAUCACUUUGAAAGCACGGGCCCUCGACGCAUCGUGCUUCCCACCGAGAAUGUCGAGGCGUUUGGUUGUUUCUUAGAAUUUCAAUACACUCGCGACUACACCAUCUCCCAAAACGAGACCGGCCUCACAAAUGGGUCAGAUGAUGGAGGGGAGCAAUUGCUCCAUCAUGCGCGUAUCUACACACUGGCCGAGAAGCUGGGCUUGCCUCAUCUGAAGAGUCUCGCUCAUAAAAAAAUACACAAAGUGAAUGGAACUCCAGGCGGCGAGUUGGCCUAUGCCCGCUAUGUCUACACGCAGACCAAACCCGACGAUAGUACAAUCCGAAGACCCGUCGCUUCGUACUGGGCCUCCCGUGGCCAUAUCCUGCGUCAUGAUCUGGAGGACCAGUUUAAAAAGUUCUGUAUCGAGGUGCCGGAGUUCGCCUUUGAUGUGCUGACCAUCGUGAUGGAUCGCAAUGAAAAAAACACCGAGCUCGAGUCGAGCAUUCGUGGUAGUGCUAGGAAGCGUCCUCGAGGUGACAAGUAA